This is a messenger RNA of Fusarium odoratissimum NRRL 54006, 852 nucleotides long. RefSeq lists its product as uncharacterized. Lineage: Eukaryota; Fungi; Ascomycota; Sordariomycetes; Hypocreales; Nectriaceae. The transcript has 4 exons. The record is from RefSeq and is a predicted model, not a curated record. Bases 1 to 852 code for a protein of 283 amino acids.
AUGGACGACGGAAUUUGGACUGGCUAUUGUUUCGUCGAUACAUACUUUCAAUCUGAAGAUGAGAGGCAAUGCGUUGAAGAUUAUUGUGACAGAGGCAUGCAGGUCGACCCUUUUACCACCGGAAAACACGAUGCUGAUAUGCCGAUCUUAAAUCCCGACGACUACUUCCUGAUCUCUCUUCAACACCAACUAGUUGUUUUCAAGGACGAAUGGAUGAACACAGCACAAAGAUUUAAAGAGAGAGUGGAAACAUAUGUCGAUGAGUUUGACUUUGCAUUGGCUAGCAAAGAAUCCCGACAGCCGUUGGCAUGGCUUCGGCAUGCAAGACGCAAGUUGACCGAGCUGGUCGUGUGCUUGGAGACAACCAUCGACUGCUGGGAUAACUUCACUUAUCCGGACCAUAUGCAAACACGCUAUGGACGUCAAUCAAUGGUGUCUAUUGAGCAGACUUUCGCAGAAGCAAGGAACUGCUUAAAGGAAUUAUACAAUAUCCGCACGCUUUGUGACGAGCACGAAAGAACACUAAAUCUCCACAACAUCGACGAACAAUACCGGAUUUCCCGCAUGCAGGCCCAAGUUGCUGAAAGUACACAAGUUCUCAGCUGCUUUCUACUCUACGUUGUGUCGCCCAUUACCCUUGCGGCGGCAAUCCUCUCUAUGCAGGAGGAAGCAAUCCCUGACUUUUUGGGACCUACCAAGCUCUCGUUCUUUUUGUUGACGCCCAUGCUGAUACUUCUUGUUUCUUUGGUUGCUCGGUUGGUUCAGCAUUGGGACAAGGUUCAACUGUACAUGUCCCAUCCAGGCAAUUGGGUUCAAGGUCGUAAAAGAGAUGUCAAUCUUGGGAUCGUCUAG